Lottia gigantea (owl limpet) is the source of this 1731-nucleotide messenger RNA. RefSeq lists its product as hypothetical. The coding region runs from base 51 to 1391 and encodes 446 amino acids. Lineage: Eukaryota; Metazoa; Mollusca; Gastropoda; Lottiidae. Gene Ontology annotation, biological process: microtubule cytoskeleton organization; mitotic cell cycle. Gene Ontology annotation, molecular function: GTP binding; structural constituent of cytoskeleton; GTPase activity. The transcript is spliced from 4 exons. Gene Ontology annotation, cellular component: cytoplasm; microtubule. The record is from RefSeq and is a predicted model, not a curated record.
GAACUAUCUGUUUUACGGACUACAACUCGUUCAAUACCUAACACUACAACAUGCGUGAGAUCGUUCAUAUGCAAGCUGGCCAAUGCGGUAACCAAAUUGGUGCCAAGUUCUGGGAAGUGAUCUCUGAUGAACAUGGUAUUGACCCAACUGGAACUUACCAUGGUGAUUCUGAUCUUCAGUUGGAGAGAAUAAACGUCUACUACAAUGAGGCUACAGGUGGUAAAUAUGUACCUCGAGCUGUUCUGGUUGAUUUGGAGCCAGGUACCAUGGACUCUGUCCGAUCUGGUCCUUUCGGUCAAAUCUUCCGACCAGAUAACUUUGUUUUCGGACAAUCUGGUGCUGGUAACAACUGGGCCAAAGGUCACUACACAGAAGGUGCAGAAUUAGUAGAUUCAGUUUUGGACGUUGUCCGAAAGGAAUCUGAAAGUUGUGAUUGCCUUCAAGGAUUCCAACUUACCCACUCUCUUGGUGGUGGAACUGGUUCUGGUAUGGGAACUCUCCUCAUCUCCAAAAUCAGAGAAGAAUAUCCAGACAGAAUUAUGAACACUUUCUCAGUUGUACCUUCUCCAAAGGUCUCCGACACAGUUGUGGAACCCUACAACGCCACCCUCUCAGUUCAUCAACUGGUAGAAAAUACAGAUGAAACUUACUGUAUUGAUAAUGAAGCUCUAUACGAUAUCUGCUUCAGAACCUUGAAACUCACCACACCAACCUACGGUGAUCUCAACCAUCUGGUAUCAGCCACCAUGUCCGGAGUGACCACCUGUCUCCGAUUCCCUGGUCAACUCAAUGCUGACUUGAGGAAGCUGGCUGUCAACAUGGUUCCCUUCCCACGUCUUCAUUUCUUCAUGCCUGGAUUUGCUCCCUUGACUUCCAGAGGUUCCCAACAAUACAGAGCCUUGACUGUUCCUGAACUUACUCAACAGAUGUUCGAUGCCAAGAACAUGAUGGCUGCCUGUGACCCACGACAUGGUAGAUACCUGACAGUAGCUGCUAUGUUCAGAGGUCGUAUGUCCAUGAAAGAGGUGGAUGAACAGAUGUUGAAUGUUCAGAAUAAGAACAGCAGCUACUUUGUUGAAUGGAUUCCCAACAACGUGAAGACAGCUGUCUGUGACAUUCCACCAAGAGGUCUGAAGAUGUCUUCAACCUUUAUUGGAAACAGCACAGCCAUCCAAGAACUGUUUAAACGAGUCUCUGAACAGUUCACUGCUAUGUUCAGAAGAAAGGCUUUCCUCCAUUGGUAUACUGGUGAAGGUAUGGAUGAGAUGGAAUUUACUGAAGCUGAAUCCAACAUGAAUGAUCUGGUAUCUGAAUAUCAACAGUACCAGGAUGCUACUGCUGAAGAGGAAGGAGAAUUCAACGAAGAGGAAGAGGAAGAAGAAGCCGCUUAAACCCCCCGAAUCAACGAAUCAGCCAGCUCUGCAUCGAUCAUCACCUCCAGUUUACUCUACGCACACAGAAUCUUAAAUUACCUCCCUUUCUAUGUGUCUCAAUGCAUUGCAGGAUUUUCAUGGGCCGUAAUAAUUUAUUGCAGGAUUUUCAUGGGCCGUAAUAAUUUAUUGCAUAGUGACCAUGGACAUCCUCAAAUGUUUUGAUUUGCCUAGUUUUUUUGACCCAUCAGCGCCCAGAUCCAAGUUUUCUGUGAUAACCCCCAUUUUUCCAGAUUUACGCAGUAUUAUUAUUUCGAUUUUGAUAACAUUGUGAACGUGAUGUCAAUAAAGAUUUCCAAAC